This is a messenger RNA of Cyprinus carpio (common carp), 614 nucleotides long. Its product is annotated as cytochrome b5-like. Lineage: Eukaryota; Metazoa; Chordata; Actinopteri; Cypriniformes; Cyprinidae. The record is from RefSeq and is a predicted model, not a curated record. Gene Ontology annotation, cellular component: intracellular membrane-bounded organelle; membrane. Gene Ontology annotation, molecular function: heme binding.
GGGAAAUACAAUUGUUGCUGAGUCCAGUAUUGAAGACAAGUACGUGAGCUGAUCGAUACGCGACUUUGGAGAGUUUUGUAACCCUGUUUUUUUGUAACCCUAAGAACAAAUAACACAUUUAAACCAACAAAUGGAAAACAAGGAAACAGACGGAAAGGAUGUUAAAUAUUAUCGAUUGUCAGAGGUAGAGGAACGGAACUCUUUUAAAAGCACAUGGAUUAUCAUUAAUAAUAAAGUGUACGACGUCACAAAGUUUCUCGAGGAGCACCCGGGCGGAGAGGAGGUGCUGCGGGAGCAGGCGGGUGGAGAUGCCACAGAGAGUUUCGAAGAUGUGGGACACUCGACAGAUGCACGAGAGAUGGCCAGUUCUAUGGUCAUAGGAGAGCUGCAUCCAGAUGACAGGGACAAGCUUGCCAAACCAGCAGAUCCAACGACCGUACAGGAAAGCACAAGCUGGUGGUCAAACUGGUUGAUACCUGCGGUCGCUGCAGUAAUCGUCACGAUGAUGUACCGUAUAUACACGGCAGAGGAGCCAUGAGGCGCUGGUUCUCUCACUUUCUCUCACUUAAUCCAUUUCAGGUUUUCCCAUUACCAUAAAGAUUCUACUAAUGAAG